Aspergillus viridinutans is the source of this 942-nucleotide messenger RNA. Its product is annotated as BRCT domain protein. Lineage: Eukaryota; Fungi; Ascomycota; Eurotiomycetes; Eurotiales; Aspergillaceae. The coding region runs from base 1 to 942 and encodes 313 amino acids. The transcript is spliced from 4 exons. The record is from RefSeq and is a predicted model, not a curated record.
AUGGGAAAGACAUUUAAAAAUAUCCACGCUUGUGCCAUUGGCAGGUUCCCUGUCAACGGGGAUAAGAUCCCACAGUGGAUACGAGCCCAUGGAGGGACCUUCUCGAAGGACGUCACCGAGGAUGUUACGCACUUGAUUACCACGAAAGACACCUUCGAAAAGAAUGUCGAAGCAGCAGAGACUACGCAUUUUACUAAGGUUGCCGAUGGAACAGUUCAAAAAGCCAAGCUUCUGGAAACAGUCAAGAUUGUGACCUACGACUGGCUCGAGGACUCUUUACAGUCCAAAACCCGUAAGCCGCAGCCCGAGGGAGCCUAUCUUUUGGCGAAUGUCUCGAACAAAGAGAAAAAGAAACAGAGACGAGCCGCAAAGGUCCAGACGAGGCAGUUGAAGGCCAAGGACAAGUCAUCGGACUCCAAAUGUCAAGCGAACUAUCACAUCUAUGUUGACAUGAGCACCGGGGAAACGUACAGUGCUACUAUUUACCGCCAUCUAUCUCGGAACAAUACACGCGAGAAAUUCCAGAUCAAGGUCCACGAGUCAAACGACGUUCCUCACACGUACGCGACGCAAGCCAAGUACAGCUGCACCGGAAAGUCCACUGACGAGAUUCUCGCGCCUCCCGGCAGUGACCAGAACACUGCGAUAGCAGCAUUCAGAGACUUUUUCGCGGCCAAGACGGGGAAGGACUGGGAGCUUCGACUGGAUGGGAUCCUAUUGCCUCCAAAGCAGGACGCUGAUGGAAAGGAACUUCCACCCCACGAGGGCUGGUUCUACUAUGAAACUGGCAGAUCUCUUCUUUCGGACUUUCUUCGCCAGGUUGAGACUCGAAGUUCUGCAGCGGGCCGGGGUGCUGAGCAAAUCGCUAUCGGCUCGAACAACAAUGACCGUGGUCCUUUGACGCCGCCGGAUAAAGACGAAUCUGUCAAAGAUCAAACCUAA